CCUCCGUUCAGACGUCCGUCCCGCUCUGAAGACCGUAAGCCAUUGUUUUCAGGGAACCAGCGACACAUCCAGCACAUCCAGGACCACAAUGGCUGACGACAACAGCAUGCCAAGCUUCAGGGCUGCUGACUUGGUUAUCGAGCUGAGUUCCGCUCCGAAGCCCAAACCGGAUGUUGUUGACUUUGGGUCGGUCUUCACUGACCACAUGCUGACCAUAGAGUGGAGUGUGACCGAAGGCUGGCAGGCUCCGCUCAUAAGGCCCUUUGGGAACCUGUCGCUCCACCCGGCCUGUUCAUCACUACACUAUGGCAUUCAGGUGUUUGAAGGCUUGAAGGUUUAUCGCGGGGAUGACAACCAAAUGCGCCUCUUCAGACCGAUGCUCAACAUGGACCGCAUGGCUAACUCCGCUAAGAGAGCUUGUCUACCUGCUUUCGAUCAGUCAGAGUUGCUGGAGUGUAUCAGGAAGCUGGUAGAGACUGACCAGGACUGGGUUCCUCACUCAGACACAGACAGUCUGUACAUCAGACCGACGUUCAUUAGCACUGAGCCAUCUCUGGGUGUAAAGAAGCCAGCCCGCGCUUUGCUGUAUGUGAUUUUGUGUCAAGCCGGCUCUUACUUCAAGAACCAAGCAAAGGCGAUAUCUCUUUGGGCCAGUCCAAAGUACACACGGGCCUGGAAAGGAGGAACUGGAGACUGCAAGAUGGGAGGAAACUACGGGUGUUCUCUGUUCGCCCAGUACGAAGCUGCGGAUUAUGGGUGUCAGCAGGUUCUGUGGCUGUAUGGAGAGGACCAUCAGAUCACUGAGGCAGGGACCAUGAACAUUUUCCUGCACUGGAUCAAUGAGGAUGGAGAAGAGGAGCUUGCAACUCCACCUCUGGAUGGAACCAUUCUCCCAGGUGUUACCCGACAGAGCAUCCUGGAACUAACCAGGAAAUGGGGUGAAUUCAAAGUGAGUGAGCGUUACCUCACCAUGAGUCAGCUGUGCUCUGCUCUCAAACAGCAGCGGGUCAAAGAGUUUUUUGGCUCCGGUACUGCCUGCAUGAUCUGCCCUAUAGGACACGUUGUCUACGAGGGAGAGAACUUGCACAUCCCCUGUCAGGAUAAACACUCACAGUUGACUUCCCGGAUCGCCAAAGAAAUCACAGAUAUACAGCAUGGCCGCACACCUAGCGAAUGGACGGUCCUGGUGUAGUGGCGGUGGGAGGAGCCGGGACUGACAAGCCCAGGAAGAAUGGUAUAAUGCAACAACUGACGCAUGUUGUUUCAGAAAGAAGAAAACAUACGUAUGUGCAAUAUUUCUGGUCUCACUGCAAUAUGCUGGAAAACUUUUCUUCUGCGGCAAUGCCACACCCGUUUUUUUUUAACUUAGAUCAUUGACAAACGCACAAAGUAAUUAACAAAAGUAGGCUAAUGUCUCACGCAAUGCUGUACAACAACUUACAGUAGCGCGAGAAUCUGGCAAAGAGCUGCAACUUUGGUUCAACACGAGAAGAAAAAGUGUGUGUUACAUGUUAUGUUUCAUAUCUUAUGUAAGAAUUACAAUGUAGCUAUGAAAGGACUUGAGCUUGAAUGAAGAGAGUAAUUAAGUUUACAGUAGCUGUAUACACCGAUCAGCCGCAACAUUAAAACCACUGACAGGAAAAGUAAACAACAUCGACCGUCUUGUGACAAUACAACGUUCUGCUGGGAAACCUUUGGACCUGGCGUUUAUGUGGAUGUUACUUAGACAUGUAUCACCGUCCUAGGCCAGAAGGUGACCAUAGGAGAUGAGGAUUGCCUUGAUGACAGGAGGUCAUUUCUCCUUGGCAAAUAAAAUCAUGCGUAACUUCCAUGAAAUUUUACGAGUGUUUCGGCGCUUCGCUUUGCGGAAGUUGGGCAAAUAAGCCGCUACCGUGCUGACUGGUGAACUUUAAACAUGCGGACAGAUUAGUACGGAUCGAACCGCUCCACUGUUUACACACCCUGUGUGUUCUGCAUCUUACUAUAUCAAGAAUCACGCUUCAGAAUAAACUGGAGACUAGUCAGGCACCUUCCUGAUGGCACUGCAAGCUUUUAUUUUCAUUUUUUUCUCUUUACCAAAUUACGUGAUUCCCUUGUGGCCAGGUGCUGGGUGCGGGUCCCGAUGGUCGAGGAGCCCUAAAAUUUGUGCACUUACAUUUAUAUCAUGUCAUACUUAGCUAAGUUUUAAAUGUGCUUCCUCUGUAAAAAGACAAUUAAAGACAGUAAGCAUAAGCA
Molecule: messenger RNA, 2235 nt
Organism: Mugil cephalus (flathead mullet)
Lineage: Eukaryota; Metazoa; Chordata; Actinopteri; Mugiliformes; Mugilidae
Gene: bcat1
Product: branched chain amino-acid transaminase 1, cytosolic
Exons: 11
Coding region: 89-1192 (367 amino acids)
Biological process (GO): L-valine biosynthetic process; L-leucine biosynthetic process
Cellular component (GO): mitochondrion
Molecular function (GO): branched-chain-amino-acid:2-oxoglutarate transaminase activity
Source: RefSeq, a predicted model, not a curated record